UGUAACUUGGCAAAGAAGAACUCAGUGAGCUUUCAGAUUUGUCUCCUUGGAGCUGCUUCUACACUCGAAAGGCUAACUAACAAUGGACCCUUACGUGAUUAAGAUGAACAGCAAAGGCGCCCUCUCCUCGGUCCUGGAUGUGCAUGUCAACAUUGAUGGGAGGGGCUCUGUGCAGGGCAAAAAGAAGGGCAGGAAGGCCAGGUGGUCGGUGAUGCCGUCAGACACAUCCAACAAAACCUUCAAUCCCAUCCGGGCCAUUGUGGACAGCAUGAAGGUGACGCCAAAUCCAAAUAAGAUGAUGAUUGCUCUGUCAAUCGGGGACCCAACUGUGUUUGGAAAUCUGCCUACAGACCCUGAAGUCACUCAAGCAAUGAAGGAUGCCCUGGACUCGGGGAAGUACAACGGUUAUGCCCCAUCCAUUGGCUACUUGUCCAGUCGAGAGGAGAUCGCUUCUUAUUACCACUGUCCUGAGGCACCCCUGGAAGCUAAGGAUGUCAUCCUGACAAGUGGCUGCAGUCAGGCUAUUGAACUUUGUUUAGCUGUGCUGGCCAAUCCAGGACAAAAUAUCCUAGUCCCCAGACCUGGUUUCUCGCUCUAUAAGACUUUGGCUGAAUCUAUGGGAAUUGAGGUCAAACUCUACAAUCUGUUGCCAGAGAAGUCUUGGGAAAUUGACCUGAAGCAACUGGAAUCUCUGAUUGAUGAAAAGACAGCGUGUCUCAUUGUUAAUAAUCCAUCAAACCCCUGUGGAUCUGUGUUCAGCAAAAGGCAUCUUCAGAAAAUUCUGGCAGUGGCUGAAAGGCAGUGUGUCCCCAUCUUAGCUGAUGAGAUUUAUGGAGACAUGGUGUUUGCAGACUGCAAAUACGAGCCUCUAGCAACCCUCAGCACCAGCGUUCCCGUCCUGUCCUGUGGCGGGCUGGCCAAGCGCUGGCUGGUUCCUGGCUGGCGGCUGGGGUGGGUCCUCAUCCACGACCGAAAGGACAUUUUUGGCAAUGAGAUCCGAGAAGGGCUGGUGAAGCUGAGCCAGAGGAUCUUGGGACCUUGUACCAUAGUCCAGGGGGCUCUUAAAAGUAUCCUGCGUCGCACCCCUCAAGAGUUCUACCACAACACUCUAAGCUUCCUCAAGUCCAAUGCUGAUCUCUGCUAUGGGGCAUUGGCUGCUGUCCCUGGACUUAGGCCUGUCCGUCCUUCCGGGGCCAUGUACCUCAUGGUGGGCAUUGAGAUGGAACAUUUCCCAGAAUUUGCGAAUGACGUGGAGUUCACUGAGCGAUUAGUUGCGGAGCAAUCUGUCCACUGCCUUCCAGCAACGUGCUUUGAGUACCCGAACUUCUUCCGUGUGGUGAUCACGGUGCCCGAGGUGAUGAUGCUGGAGGCCUGCAACCGGAUCCAGGAGUUCUGUGAGCAGCAUUACCACUGUGCCGAGGGGAGCCAGGAGGAGUGCGACAAAUAGGCAGUGGUUGACCUUCUCUGAAGAUGUGCCCCGUUUGAAAUGUGCUGGGCUGGGCCCUGAUGCUCCUCUGGAAAUGGGUGUCUAGGGCAAGGGGCCUCAUCAACACCCCAUCACUGGUUCAGGAUUGCUCCUUUGUUCCCC
Elephantulus edwardii (Cape elephant shrew) is the source of this 1588-nucleotide messenger RNA. RefSeq names its product tyrosine aminotransferase (gene TAT). Gene Ontology annotation, biological process: aromatic amino acid catabolic process; biosynthetic process. Gene Ontology annotation, molecular function: L-tyrosine:2-oxoglutarate transaminase activity; pyridoxal phosphate binding. The record is from RefSeq and is a predicted model, not a curated record. The transcript has 12 exons. The coding region runs from base 83 to 1447 and encodes 454 amino acids. NCBI's taxonomy places the organism in Eukaryota, Metazoa, Chordata, Mammalia, Macroscelidea, Macroscelididae.